Messenger RNA from Colletotrichum karsti, 1080 nucleotides. Its product is annotated as PAP2 superfamily protein. The transcript has a single exon. Lineage: Eukaryota; Fungi; Ascomycota; Sordariomycetes; Glomerellales; Glomerellaceae. Bases 1 to 1080 code for a protein of 359 amino acids. The record is from RefSeq and is a predicted model, not a curated record. Gene Ontology annotation, molecular function: phosphatidate phosphatase activity. Gene Ontology annotation, biological process: phospholipid metabolic process.
AUGGGAUCCAUCAGAAUAGCUUUGUCGUAUGCUUUCGACUGGAUUCUGCUGGUUGUAUUUGCCGUCGGUGGUCUCUUCCUGGGGAACCUUACACCACAGAAACGCCCGUUCAAUCUUGGCAAUCCCGACAUCAGCUUCCCUCUACACGACGAUACGGUGUCCAUCACGAACGCCUUCUUGAUCUGCAUCGUGGCCCCAAUUCUGAUCAUAUUCGUGGUCUCUCUACUCCUUGUGCCAGGCUCAACUGUUCCUCCGGGGACGCCGAAGUCCAUUAUCUGGCGGCGAAAGCUUUGGGAGAUUCACGCGGGCUGGUUGGGACUGAUCUUUUCGGUCAUCGCAACUUGGUUCAUCGUGAGCACGACAAAGAACCUUCUGGGAAAACCACGACCGAACGCGAUCGCGCGCUGCCAACCCGAUCUCGAAAACAUCGCUCAGUACAUUGUGGGUGGUGUUGCAUCGACAACUUCCUCCACAGCCGGGCAGCUCGUUUCCGCCGAUAUCUGCAAGAACCCCGAUACUAGCGUCGUAAACGACGGGUUUCGAAGCUUCCCCUCUGGUCACUCUUCGAUCGCUGCUUCUGGCCUUGUCUAUCUCACUUUCUUCUUAGCUAGCAAGCUUGGAGUUACGGCACCCUGGGCACCUCGUACAGAGGGCCUGUCAGACCACAGUCACUCUGCGUUUCCAUCUCGACUGGGCGGAGACAUGGACAUGCCAGCAGGUGAAGCUGAGACGCAGGCUGAACAAGGCGCAAGCACACGACCAGUGUCUUCUGUUCGAAGACAGGCUGCUGCUCCACCGAUUUACCUCGUCGUCCUGACUCUGGUUCCAUUCUGCGUCUGUAUCUACAUCUGCGCCUCCAGGUGGUUCGACUUCAUGCAUCACGGCAUCGACAUUUUCGUGGCCUUCGCCAUUGGUGCGACGACUUCAUACUUUGGGUUUCGGUUUUAUCAUCUUCCAAUUGGCCGGGGCGCAGGCUGGGCUUGGGGGCCACGAAGUGAGGACACUGCCUUCUGGGCUGGAGUGGGCAAGCAGGGAUAUGGACAUGGCUUGACGAAAGGUCGUCAAGACUACAUGUGCUGA